Molecule: messenger RNA, 2589 nt
Organism: Podarcis muralis (Common wall lizard)
Lineage: Eukaryota; Metazoa; Chordata; Lepidosauria; Squamata; Lacertidae
Source: RefSeq, a predicted model, not a curated record
AUGUCUUGCUUUUCAUCCUUUUCAGGCUCCAGUCCCAACUAUGGCAGUGGAUUUUCGGGGGACACUGAGACACUCACAACUUUCAGCUGGGAUGACCGCAGUGUGCGCAGGGUGUUCAUUAGGAAGGUUUACAGCAUCCUUUUGAUUCAGCUUCUCGUUACAGUUGCCAUUGUGGCCCUCUUCACCUUCUGUGAACCAGUCCAAACAUAUAUCCAAGCAAAUCCAGCCUGGUACUGGGCUUCCUAUGCCGUCUUCUUUAUUACCUACCUGAUCCUGGCUUGCUGCUCUGGACCCAGGAGGUACUUCCCAUGGAACCUGAUCCUCCUGAGCAUCUUUACGCUUUCCAUGGCCUAUCUGACUGGGAUGCUCUCCAGCUACUACAACACCAAGUCAGUCCUUCUGUGCCUAGGGAUAACAGCACUGGUAUGCCUCUCUGUCACCUUAUUCAGCUUCCAAACCAAGUAUGAUUUCACCUCCUGCCAGGGCGUGCUGUUCGUGAUGCUGAUGGUGCUGCUUUUUAGCGGGAUCAUCCUGGCUAUUCUGCUUCCUUUCAAAUAUGUGCCGUGGCUCCAGGCCAUUUAUGCUGUGCUGGGUGCAAUUGUAUUUACUAUGUUCCUGGCCUUUGACACGCAGCUCCUGAUGGGAAACAGACGCUACGCUAUGAGCCCAGAGGAAUACAUCUUUGGGGCUCUCAACAUCUACCUAGACAUCAUCUACAUAUUCUCCUUUCUCCUGCAGAUCUUUGGGUCUAGCCGAGAGUGAGCUUGGCAGAGCUGCUAGGGCUUGUGUCUGAUUUAUUAUUAUUAUUAUUAAAAAAAAGAAAGGAAUAUACAUCGGAUGACACAAGAAGAAAGAAAGGAGAGAGGAAAAAGUUAUCCAACCUCUCUAGCCCUUUAGCAAACUCCAUUCCAUCAGACGGGGCCCCUGUCCACCCACCGGCCUUGUUGAGCUCCUGCAGGCUGUACAUAUAUACAUAUAGAUGCUGUUAAAAAUUUUGUGACUCAAAAAGAAAACUGGGGUGUAAAUGUACUUGCUCUGGCAACUGCCUUCAAGCUGUAAAUUGAACCUGGAGUUGCAGGACCAGAAUGGGCACUAGAGUGGAGGGGAGGGGGACCAUUUUUUUAUGUGUGUGGUUUCAAUUGCUGAAGCAAAGCAAUUGGGAAUUCAGAAACGAUCUUAAUCAAGGUGGUCACAAAUGUUUGUGAAAAUCUGCAGAAUGGCUGAUUUACUUAUUUAUUUAUUUAUUGGUGUUCUUCCUGACAAUUGUUGUGCAAGCCUCAAAUUCAAGUCCUGGCACGCAUUUAGGGCCAAUCUGUUCAUUUGCUUUCUAGCCACUAGAUGCUUUUCCUCCAAAGAGCUCAGAGCAGCUUAUAAGGUCCAUCUCGCUUAGCUUCAUUGGUAGAACUUCUUCACAUGCCCUCAUGCUCACUAGGAUUUUUUGGGGGUGGGGGUGGUUCCAGACUCUGAGCCUGUUCUGCUUGGCUUUGAGUUUUAAUUUGCUGAUUUGAAGUUGCAGGGUUCACUUUCCCAUUUUCUUGCCCAUUUUCUUGUUUGUUUGUUUCAGCACUAUUUCCGGCAUAGCAAGAGGAGCAGAAUAAAUGGUCCCUGUGUUCCUGCUCAGUCAGUGUUGGCAUUUCCAGUCCCAGCCACUAACAAGAGCAAACAUGUCCUUAGAUCUGGGAUAAUACCUUUUGCCGCCACUUUAAUGCUGUGCUCCCAUGCACCAAUGACUUCACCUGUCUCUCCAUCCCUUUCUUGGGAUGUGGAUGACAUUAAGACUUCUUCCCAUGAGUGGAUCAGGGCUUGAAAGGAGAUGAGGCAGAGAGAAGGAGGGAGUGAUAGAAGAAUGCUUUCUGCUUUCAUAUGUCUAGCUAAGCAAGUCUUUGCAGAUUUAGAGAGGAUGGCCAUGGCAUUUCUCAUGGCCUAGCAUUUCUUUGCCAAUUGUUGCAGACAGAAAGAUGGAGGGAAACACACCCCAGCACUGAGAAAUCCAUGUGUAGGAGAUUCCAGAAAUGUAGACAGGAGCCUACCAUUCUCAUUUGUAUUCAGAUCACCUUUGCAUUAUGACACUGCAUCUGUUUAGAAAUAUUGGGUGCAUGAAUGGAGGCCCCGUGUCUCCUCUAAAUCUCAUAUAUAGAUAGAUCCUUGCAAGCGAAGACAUUCCAGCCUCUUAGCUAGAUCCCUUCACCAUCUCGGAUAGAAUAGUUGCCUGAAUUAAGCCUAAAUUCCUGAUUGGAGUUUGAGGUCCUCCCUCUGCUGCCAGAAGUGGAUGUGUCAUAAGAAGAGUGCUGAGGUUGGGGUAAAGGGUUCAAGAAUGAAAAAGCUUCAGCACCACUGGACAAAGAAUGUGAAUAAAUUCUAAAAUCCCAAAUUGACCAGAUUGUGUGUGUAUGUUAAGGCAAUGAGGUCACAUCUAACCACUGCCUAACCAAUGGUGUAUUUCUGCAUCAGAUGAUAACAUACAAUCACCCUGUGUAAUUCAGAGUGUGCCCUGCAUUCUUUGCAUUUAUAUAAAACUGCUGGCACAACCAUGAUGUAGGUAUUUGCACUCUGUUCACCUGUGUGAUCUAAUGAACUUUUACAUUAUUA